Sebastes umbrosus (honeycomb rockfish) is the source of this 1232-nucleotide messenger RNA. RefSeq names its product heme oxygenase-like. The coding region runs from base 111 to 935 and encodes 274 amino acids. The record is from RefSeq and is a predicted model, not a curated record. Gene Ontology annotation, biological process: response to oxidative stress; heme catabolic process; heme oxidation. Gene Ontology annotation, molecular function: heme oxygenase (decyclizing) activity; heme binding. Lineage: Eukaryota; Metazoa; Chordata; Actinopteri; Perciformes; Sebastidae. The transcript is spliced from 6 exons.
UAGUCACACAGAGCACAAAGUGUACUGCACAUCCAGAGAGAAAACAGUAAAUCACUGCGGGCAGAGACCAAACUACCAAACCUACACAACUUCAUCCUAUCUGGCCCACAAUGGAGACAGAUAAGAAGACUCAGACAACAGCAGAGCAGCUGACUGACAGGGAUCUGUCAGAACAAAUCAAAAAGGUGACAAAGGAGAGCCACGUCAGGGCAGAAAGCACAGAGCUGAUGCUGAGCUUUCAGAGGGGACAAGUCACCCGGCCACAGUUCAAGCUCCUCCUGUGCUCACUGUAUGAAAUCUACCAGGCCUUGGAGGAAGCGAUGGACAGGAACUCCGACCACCCUGCUGUCGCACCCAUUUACUUCCCGGCUGAACUGGCCAGACUGGAGGCCAUCGAGAAAGACCUGGAAUACUUCUACGGCCAGGACUGGAAAGAGAAGAUCGUCGUCCCCGCAGCCACUAAAAGAUACUGCAACAGACUCAGACAAAUUGGUAAAGAAAACCCUGAAUUUCUGGUCGCCCAUGCUUACACUCGGUACCUAGGAGACCUGUCUGGAGGCCAGGUCCUGGGUCGAAUCGCCCAGAAGUCCAUGGGGCUGAAGGGCAGCGAGGGUCUGUCAUUCUUCGCCUUCCCUGGUGUGUCCAGCCCCAACCGCUUCAAACAGCUGUAUCGCAGCCGGAUGAACAGCGUGGAGCUGACGGAGGAGGAGAGGAACGGCGUGCUGGAGGAGGCUGUCAGGGCGUUUGAGUUAAACAUUCAGGUCUUUGAUGAUUUACAGAAGCUGCUGCUGAGCGUCACUGAAAACAAGCCGCAGACUCUUUCAACACACUCCAAACCAGUAAAGACACUCCAGAUCCCCAGUGCCAUCAUCAGGAUGGUGCUGGGACUUUUUAUGGCUCUGGCCACAGUCAGCAUAGGAAUUUAUGCUCUUUAGAGAAGAUACACAACAAUAAAUACUAUGUAUUGGUCUGUUGCUGUUACUGUUACAGUAGGACCAUUAAAAACUCUUGUAAAUACCUGUAAAUAACAAAAUGCUGUAAAAUAUUUUUUGUAAUUUAACUGUAAUUUAAUCACAUUUACAAUGUUUUCAUGAAAGUUUAGAGUAAUGAUUUAUUUAAUUCCUCUAUUUUCAAUCUAACACUGUUAUCCAGUGUGCCUUAAAAUGUGCAAUACAUAUGCUUUUAAUACUAUAAAUGUUACCUUUUUAAUAAAAAUCUAUUGUUGAAAGAAA